CACAACCCGGCAGCUUCGACGCGACGAUACCGUUUCGCGUCCACCAAUGUCCUCAGUCAUCAGUGAUAUCAGGAAUGGUGCCCCGGUAGGACUUUAGCUGCAUCCCCCUCCUGUGCGAUCAUGUGCCUCGAGUAGUCCUCAAUCGCUCGAAAUGAUAUUCUCGAAACGCCUUCCGAAACGCAGCCGUGCUGGGCGGAGUAGAAGCCCGUAUGGGAGUCGCGGAUGUGGAGGUGGGAGCAAGGGUAAAUGUUGGUCGAGCAGUGAUCCAGCCGAGAAGUCCUCGUCAGAGCCGAUCCUCGACUCGAGCCGCGUCCAGUACUGGCAGGACCCGACGAGCGUCCUCACCGUCGACGAACUAGCCAGACAUUGCCGCCGCCGCAUCCCCCGCGACGCCGCCCAUAUCAAACUCGAGUCCGGCUCUUUCGCCCACCUCAAGAGCGAGUACAAGCGCCGCUUCAAGGCCCAUUCCUUCGAAGCCAUCCUUCAGGCCUACCACGGUCACAUGGACAGCUUCCUCCGGAAGAUCCGCGGAAAGCCCCGAGAGCAGAAACCCAACUUCGGUAAACUCGGUCAGGUCGAGUCGGAACAGCACGAGCAGUUCGUUCCGCACGAGGGUGCACAGAGAGCCGAGCUCCAGCGUAAGAACACACUCCUCCAAUCGGAGGGCGAGUUCUCCAAGGACGGAACCGAAGUUCAGAGUUCGUAUCGUGGCUAUGGUAAUGUAGAACGGAGCGAGCCAAUCAGACAAUCCAGUCACCUGAGGAUGGAGGGCGACCUGGAGACAGCCACGGAGCAACACGACCAGUUCGGACCGAAGAAUGGAGAGAGGGCACGAUUACUCCGGCGCGGCACCCAUAUCCAGAUCCCGACCGAGGACAUGGAGACCCGCACGGAGAACCACGACCAGUUCGUGGAGCAUCCCGGGGCCUCCCGCAGCGAACCGCUCCGCCACCCGGAAACACUCCGCAUGGAGGGCGACAUCGAGUUCCGGCCCGAGUACGACGAUCAGUUCCGCCACCCCAACGCAGAGCGCCCUCUCUUCCCGCGCCCGCAAACGCACCUGCAGACCCAAGGUGAGUUCGACCCGAGCACUGAGAAAGGAGAGCACUUCGUCAGGUUCGAGACCCCUCGCCCCUUGUUCCCCCGACCCCAGACCCAUCUCCACCCUGAGGGCGAGUUCGACGCGAGCACGGAGAAGGGCGAGCACUUCCAGAGGUUCGAGGCGAAUCGUCCGCUGUUCCCGCGCCCUCAGACCCACCUCCACACGGAGGGCGAGUUCGAAUCCAACACUGAAAUGGGGGAGCAUUUCCAGAAAUUCGAAGCUAAACGACCCCCGUUUCCACGACCUCAAACACAUCUUCACACGGAGGGUGAGUUCGAUCCAAGCACGGAGAAAGGUGAACACUUCCAAAGGUUUGAAGCGAAUCGGCCGUUGUUCCCACGACCUCAGACCCACCUCCACACGGAGGGCGAGUUCGAAUCCAACACUGAAAUGGGGGAGCACUUCCAGGGAUUCGAAGCAAAACGACCCCCGUUCCCACGACCUCAAACACACCUCCACACGGAGGGCGAGUUCGAAUCCAACACUGAAAUGGGGGAGCACUUCCAGAAAUUCGAAGCUAAACGACCCCCGUUUCCACGACCUCAAACACACCUCCACACGGAGGGUGAGUUUGAUGCGAGCACGGAAAAAGGGGAGAAGUUCGUGGACCCGAAGGCAGACAGACCGUUCUUCCCGCGGCCAAAGACUCACUUGCAGCCCGAAGGAGAGCUGGAGGCGACGAGCGAACAAAAAUCCGAGUUCAAAGGAAUCCCUGAGCCGAGAUCGGAGCUUGCAAGACCGCCAACCAGUCUUCGGAUGGAAGGUCGGAUCGAGGCUGACCCCGAGUACAGGUCGACUUUCGUGAACCACCCGCGUGAGAGGGCUGUGGCGGGGAAGAUCCCGGACCGUCUGCAGCGGCCCAGCGGAGGCUACAGGGGGCAGAAGACCGAAAACCGGGAGAACUUCGUGCAGCACGGCAUCGUCAAGGCCGAUAAAAGUCGCCCGAAGACCCAUCUGCGGAUGGAGGGGGACUUCUACGCGGAUCCGGAGUACAAGACUAACUUCACCGACCGCCCGCUCGAGGAGAAGAACUUCGCCCAGAGAAAGCUCCACCGGGAAGGCCCCGACCACAUCGACUUCGACGGGUACAACGAGACCGCCUUCAAAGUUCUCUCCGUCUCGUCCUCGUCCUCGCCCUCCGCUAACAGUACCGACGACUCGAAAAACCGGUCAAGAAGACGAAGAGUAAAUAAGAACGAAGAGCGGCCCUCAUAUCGGCUAGAGGUCUGUCCUGCCGAUGGUGAAAGUACGACAAAUGGCAAACCAUUCAAGAUUGUAGCAGACCCUAACAACAAUCUCCAACCUCAAAGCAAUUGGACAAUUAACACUGAACGGAGAAGGAAUAAAAACAAAUGGGUCCCCUCAUGGGCUGGCGAAGACAAAAAAUGAAGAUGAAUUAUUUAUACCAAAAAUGUUUGUAUUUUUAAAGAUAAAAAGCUAAAAUUGAAGGGACUCGUAUGUUUACAGAGUAAUUUUUGGUGAACCAUCAAAUUACCAACCCUCCCCCUCCCUGUUUGAACUAGCAGACACACAUUCGACCGCGAUGUACUGACAAUCAUUUAAUAAGUUUAUUCUGAAGCUAUAUGCAUGGUGAUGCAUUCGUAUCUGGGUGCAUUUUUGAUGCAUAGGCCCCAUGAACAGGCACUCAGGAGGGUGUGCGGGAUUAUUCGUGUAAAUUGGUGAGAAUCAUCAAAUAAUGGAGGCUGGAUAUCAAAAUUACAGAACCAGAAGCCCAACGACCUUGCCAAACUAGAAAUAGCAAAAUCACUGCAGCUAUAAAACAUAACAGUGACCAUGCUAUCAUAGGACACAAAUUGCUCAUUAAAUUACCAAAUGACGGAAGAAACCUGCAAAGGAACUGAAGUUCCAAAUGAAGGUAAAAGAAUAUUUUAUAGAAAACAUGUCCAUAUACUUUCAAUGAAUUCAUAUUAAAUGUGGACCUUUUAAACAGCUCAACUUGGUAGUAAGCUGAUGUUGUACCUGGAUGGAUUUUAAAGUAAUUUUACUUUUCAAAUUACUCAAGAGCUAUCAUUGCUCAGGAAAAAACCAAACUAGGUACAUAUCAUUAAAAACGCAAAUACACUCAACUUUUUAAUGAGCUAUAGUUUAUCAAAUUUGGUUCAUGUCCUGCAAAGAAAUCAUAACUUUUGCCAAGUAAAGAUUUUUAGGGGACCAAUAUACGGAGGUAAUUGCAGUGAUAAGAAAAAUGCAAGCAUUUGGCUGGUGACAACAUCAAAAAAGUGAAGAGAGAUUCUGUAAAAUUAAUGUUAUUCGAUGAGACAUUGUCUCUAAUUUACUUUUUCUACAACUUUGAUUUAUUUUUUUUGUGAAGUUCUGCAGCAAAUGAUAACUGGAUGCAUUGUUUGGAGGAGAGGCGUGUGUGAAAAAUGUAUGAUUUCUCUGCAAUGCUAGAACCAAAUUCAAGAAACUUUAACUUGUUAGAAAGCUGAGAAUAUGCAUAUUUCAACACAAGUUUGGUUCAUUCUCAGCAUUGAUAGUUCUUAAGAAAUAAAAUAAGUAAAUUUACUUUACAAUCCACCCUUGUACCUAAUAAUAACCAUGUAAAAUAUGAUGCAUUUGUAAAAUCCUUUUAUGCAAAAGUCAAAUAAAGAAAAUUAUGUUAUU
Molecule: messenger RNA, 3727 nt
Organism: Bemisia tabaci
Lineage: Eukaryota; Metazoa; Arthropoda; Insecta; Hemiptera; Aleyrodidae
Cellular component (GO): centriole; axonemal microtubule; sperm flagellum
Molecular function (GO): microtubule binding
Source: RefSeq, a predicted model, not a curated record